Molecule: messenger RNA, 413 nt
Organism: Eremomyces bilateralis CBS 781.70
Lineage: Eukaryota; Fungi; Ascomycota; Dothideomycetes; Eremomycetales; Eremomycetaceae
Exons: 1
Coding region: 83-355 (90 amino acids)
Source: RefSeq, a predicted model, not a curated record
UCGGCGUAAUGUUGAAUAAAGCAGGAGUGAGUACUGUAGGCAGGUAGAUAUCUGGGGGAGCGAAGGGAAGGAGAGCAAUAGGAUGUUGGCUGCUUUGUUUGUUGCUAUGGCGGUGCUGACCUGCUUGCUGCUUGCUCCCUUCCGGUUGCUCACCUGUUCACGUUGCAACAACAGAGGGCCGGUACACAACACUCAACGUUUCAUCCCCGCAUCCGACAUGGAACAGGACAUGGAACUGGAUGACAGGAAUGCGGGCCACGCCACAUGCAUUGACCGAUUCUUGGAUGAAAUGCAAAUGAGUACAUAUAUUGACAUUGAACGAGAUAUGGAAUUGAGAGAGAUGGGUUUCCUAUGAUUUUCGCUCAUAUCACAAUAUAACCCGUCAAAUCGAUUUCAGCCAAAGUACAUGUCGG